Ixodes scapularis (black-legged tick) is the source of this 982-nucleotide messenger RNA. RefSeq lists its product as uncharacterized. Lineage: Eukaryota; Metazoa; Arthropoda; Arachnida; Ixodida; Ixodidae. The coding region runs from base 77 to 982 and encodes 301 amino acids. The transcript has a single exon. The record is from RefSeq and is a predicted model, not a curated record.
AGAUGACUCUUUUCGGUCGCAGGAUGAUCCUCGCCAUCAUACCGGUCUGUCUCCCUUCACGUCGCUUGACGUGGACAUGAUUGCAUUGUUUCCGACUGAAUAUAUGCACCUCGUCUGCCUGGGCGUCAUGAAGCGACUGCUUCGAAAUUGGGUCAGUCUGGGUCAUGGCAAAAGACUGAGCAGAGACCAACGGAGCCGCUUCAAUGAAGAUCUACGGAAGUCAGCCAAGUCAUUUCCAAGCCACUUCCAGCGAAAACCAAGGGGGACAGAGGAGCUUGACCGGUGGAAGGCAACAGAGUUCCGCACCUUUCUCCUUUAUGUCGGGCCAGUGGUCCUCAAACAUCUCCUCACUGAUGAGCACUAUGCACAUUUUUUGGCUUUUCAUGUGGCAAUCAGAGUGCUCGUGUCACCAGAGCACCACGUGGUACUCAACCAGUUUGCACGAAACCUUCUCAGGUAUUUUGUGCAAGAGUUCGGCGGACUGUAUGGGGAAAAGCAGGUGGUGUACAAUGUGCAUUCCCUCUGCCACCUUGCUGAGCAAUGCCUCGACCACGGGCCUCUCGACGGCUUCAGCGCCUUCCCGUUCGAGAGCUACUUAGGAAAGAUAAAAAAGAAGCUCCGAUCCUCGAACAAGCCACUUUCGCAGCUUAGCAGGAGGGUGUCUGAAAUGCGGCACUCUUCUCACAUCCAAGUCAAAAGUGUGCAGCAUCCUGUCAAGCCAGGGGACUGCUUCAUGCUCGCAAAGUCUCCAAUCAUCGUCCUGGAAAUUUUGGGUGACUGCUUCAAGGGAUGCAUCUUGCCGAACGCAAGAGAUUUCUUCAAGGUGCCCCUCAAGUCGUCCGAGCUAGGCAUCUGGCGGUGUGACUCUUUUGGGCAUACAACUAAAACCUGGCCCCUUGCUGACCUGAAGCAUGCAGUUCAGUGUGUGAAAAUUGGCUACAAGAAAGGACACAUUGUGCUGCCACUUCUGCACCUGCAUUGA